This is a messenger RNA of Patiria miniata (bat star), 3264 nucleotides long. RefSeq lists its product as uncharacterized. The transcript is spliced from 4 exons. Gene Ontology annotation, biological process: regulation of transcription by RNA polymerase II. The record is from RefSeq and is a predicted model, not a curated record. The coding region runs from base 176 to 2227 and encodes 683 amino acids. Gene Ontology annotation, molecular function: DNA-binding transcription factor activity, RNA polymerase II-specific; sequence-specific DNA binding. Gene Ontology annotation, cellular component: nucleus. Lineage: Eukaryota; Metazoa; Echinodermata; Asteroidea; Valvatida; Asterinidae.
GCGCUCUUUCAUACCAAGGUUUACCACCUAAUUAAAUACCCACAAAAUUCGUGAAGGAAAAAUCAUUGUGGGCACGCUUUCGUGGCCAGAUGCUGUAAAUUCCGCUUGAAGCCUUCUCUAUACAUGCCACUAAGUCUACUCUUGCCACUUGUCUUGUGCUGCCUGUCGUAAAACCAUGGCCACCGCUUCACCUGAGUCUCCCUGUCCAACUUCUUCCAGCAACAAGCGGAAGCGUUCCCCUAGUCCCGUGGGGGAGUCCUGCCCAUCCUCCCCAGACGAGACUAGCGGGAGCCCGGCAGGAAGCUGCAGCAACUCCACUGGUCUGGCCGCGGAUGCUGCACUAAAGGCUUCAAACGAUUUUGCCAGGAGAAGUAUUCUAGGACCCUCCAGGAAGAAGAAAAAGUGCGUUUCAUUUGAUGGGGUCACUGUCUUCUACUUCCGUCGUUCUCAGGGUUUCACCUCGGUACCCAGCCAAGGGGGCUCAACUCUAGGAAUGCUGCCCAAACAUGAGUUGAAGAAGUCCUUCAGCCUGUGUGACUAUUCCAAAGAGCAAGAGCGACUUCACCGCGUCAUCCUGAAGAGGCAGCUGAUUGAGAAGCGACAGCAGCAGUUUCUGGAGAACGGAGCCGCCGAGCUGGCCGAGGAGAUCUCCGAGGAAGAGAUCGAGGAUGAACUCAGCAGCAUCAACGUCUCGGAUUAUUACUUCUUGCAGCCCAUCCCGACCAAGCAGCGGCGGGCCCUGCUGCGCAUCGCCGGAGUCAAAAAGGUGGACAACGUGGAGAAAGUGGACCUGAAGAAGAUCCGGGUCUCGCGGGAGAGCUGCGGCUGUGACUGCAGGAACGUCUGCAACCCGGCGACGUGUGCCUGCGCCCAGGCCGGCAUCAAGUGUCAGGUGGACCGGUUGUCCUUCCCGUGCGGCUGCACCAAGGAAGGCUGCGGCAAUUCUGAGGGAAGGGUGGAGUUCAAUCCCGUCCGCGUUCGGACACAUUUCCUUCACACCAUCAUGAGAUUGGAUGCCGACAGAGACUCCAACGGCGGAGAGGGACCGAGCAGCAGCGAUGGUGGUGAGGAGGCGCCUAACGGAAUGCUCAGAACAUCCGAGGAGUACACCAUGUUGGCAUCCUGCACCAAACCGUGCUGUGACAACUCAACAACGGUGGGGGAUAACUCGGCCACAGGGUACACCAACUCCUUAAACCAAUACAACAAUGGCCAAAUGGCUUGCGCUACCAUAGUGGAAGGCCACCACUUGUUCCCCAACCAAUAUGGUGGUCGCGGUGUCGAGGGUAAUAUUCCCGUAGAGGUCAAGCAGCAUCUGAAUGUGCAGGACCUUAUUCCACGCAUGCUGCACUACAACGAUUCCGAUGAGACCCUAUUGAACCAUCACCACCAUGUUGGUCUCGGCUGCACUAAUGAUCCCGUCCCCUCCCUGGCCACCUACCCCCACUCAGACGACAGUAUAUUGACCUCCAGCUCCGAUGCCAGCUCCAACGACAGCUAUCAUUAUAACCAGUGCAACGAGUUUGCUUUCAAGGAAUCUCCAACCUACGCUGAAAUAAGCAAAGCCUCUGACAUGUGCGUCAGCAGCGCAGCCGACACUAGCUUCACAGAGGUCCCUACCAACAAGCUGAGUACAUUAGACGAAAGCUCCGAUUUACACUUGGGAUUGCCCUUGUGCAGUAGCAGCACGUUCACCGAUCUCAAUGCCCACAUUACUACCUUUUCAGGUAAUUUUGGUAAUAACGUCGUCCGCCAACCCGCACCCUCCAUCACAAGCAGUCCUGGCAGCUAUGACAAUGGUAUGAUCAUGGACUCCAGCGUGAGCCAAACGGAGCCGUGCCAUUUUGACAAGGGUGCCGUUUCCUCGACAUCACUGGACUCCACGCCCUGCACCACCACAAGCAGUUACACCAUCCUGAGUGCGCUGAAUGCCAUUGACCCCCUGGAUGAGACAGAGUUGGCCACAAGCAAGAUCAGCACGGUGGCUGUGUCCAUGGGGGACACGUUCAACCAUGCCACCGUCAAUCACUCGGAGUUCCACGAGUUGCAGAAUUGCAGCAGCGCCGAGGCGGUUGUGUCAGGUAUGGUCCGAGUAAAUUGUCCGGAUGUGAAGCUCACACCGAAUGAUACUAAUGGAGAGGAACAACCAAUCCACUGCUUUGAUUCCGUCAACAAAAUGGAGGAUCAAAACAAAGAUGAAAUGGUCCACUCUGCUCAAUUGAUUUGAAGCCCAAACAACUCAAGUGUUCACUCCCGUUGUUUUCCUUUGAAGUCUAAAGUUCGGGUUUUAAACUAAGGUUAGCCGUGUAGGCAAAGAAAUGCAAUAUGAUUUUGUUUUCUAUUGAGCAAACCUUACCACCAGCAUUGUUCAAAGUGGUCACAAUGCAUUUAUUACAUGUAGGUGGUGCUUAUACUCCUUAACAGAAAUGUUUUAAUUGUGUCCAGUGUGCCCAAUGACCAUUUCGUGUCAUAGGAACCAGAUUUAUACUACAUGGCCAACCAAAUUGCCAAAUAUUGCCAUACAAGCCACUUACGUGUUAUGAGCAGUUGCCUAUAUUGUAACACAACUCUUUACUUGUUUUUAUGUGUUUCUUUUUGUUUAUCUUAAUUGUCGACAAAAUUAUAACUUAAGUUGAAAUAAGAUACCGGUAACUAUAGUCUAAAAACACGCAAGACUAACUUAAUACAGAAUGUUCUAAGACACAAUGACGAGAUUUCUAAACCAAGUCUGAUUAAUUCUGAUUACGAUGUAAAUUUACAGGCAUGAUAUUUGAAGGCUGCCAUUUUCUUAUUUAAAUUAAUAUAAAGUAUACGUGUAUACACUGAAAAGUGUAAUCUCAAAUUUGUUUAUACCUAUUUUUUUUCCCAUAACAAUGCAUAUUUAAAACAGUUUAACAAUUCCAAACAAUAUAUGCACAAUCCAACGUGCACAGUGAAUGGGGAAAUCAGCUGUCUGCCUCAUUGAAAAAUUCGGAUAUAAACAUUUUGGGCAUGUGGACCUUGGAUGCAUUGAUAAUACUUGGAAUGGACCCAAUGCGUAGCGGCCAUCGUAGAGGGCAUCUUUUGUUAUUUGUAUUCAGUAACAAUGAACGCACACAAUAUAUUGCCCUUCAAGAUGGCUGCUACACAUAAUGUCUAUAGGUUUGGGUUUGUACUGAAUACACACUACUUAAAAGUGUCUGUUCAGUUCAGUUCAGGGUCAUGAUGGGUGGCAUGGGUGGCUUGUGCGUAAAGCGCUCGCCUCUCACCAAGGUGACCACGGUU